Messenger RNA from Dovyalis caffra, 174 nucleotides. The record is from the annotation of a GenBank genome assembly. Lineage: Eukaryota; Viridiplantae; Streptophyta; Magnoliopsida; Malpighiales; Salicaceae.
GAGACUGCCUCCAAACCUUCGGAAGGGCUUUCAAUGGAACAUGACCCAGUUACCACGAGAUUGCUUUCUGCCUUGUUAACAAAAUUUAAAACCCAGUACAAAUCUCCUCGUGCCAAAACCACAACCAGAAAGGAACAGGCGCACAAGCGUCCAGACCUUGAUUCAUUGAAAUGA